This is a messenger RNA of Astrephomene gubernaculifera, 3646 nucleotides long. Lineage: Eukaryota; Viridiplantae; Chlorophyta; Chlorophyceae; Chlamydomonadales; Astrephomenaceae. The record is from the annotation of a GenBank genome assembly.
UGUCAAUCGGGGCUCAAUUGGAAAAGUGCCAAUGCAGCCAAUCACUUUGCAACUCCCUAUAUCAUGACGAAGCGUUCUCUCUCCCUACAAGAACACGCAAGAGAAAUAGAAAAGGUCGCUAGAGAAAUUGAAAAGACCGCGUCUGAGAUUGACAAUGUCGUAAAGAAAAUAGAGAUAAAAGAGGCGAAGGAAGACGACCUCGAGCGUCGCGCGGGGAAGAUCGACGAGGAGCUCUGCGACGUGCAGGCUAAGCUCGCAAACCCAGCUCUCAGUGAGGGGGAGAAAGCUGGGCUGCUGGUGGUCAAGGAGCAGCGACUCGCCUCGAAGCAAGAAUUGGACAAGCAGCUGGACGCAGUGCGCGAUGUGUUGCGCCAGCUGCGCAAGAACCUGGAGCAGCUGCGCGAUAAGGAGCUCCUGCUGCUCAAGGAGGAGAAGGAUCUGCGAGCGGAGCAAGCGCACUCGAACGCCAAGGCCGCGGACGGUCCCAACUGCAGCAGCAGCAGCUCGAGGAGUUGCCAGAGCCCUCGGACAUGGCCUACAGCGAUCAGUGGUCGCAAGCAGAGAACCACGCCUUCUUCCGGUGCUUUCGGCCAACCGCUGGCGUUGGGUCGACCAGAGCUCUGCCGGUGGCGCUGUACGACCCAGUUCUAGAUAAGCUGGUGGCGUUGUUCGGCGCGGCGCUGAAGGGCGUUGGUGUUGGCGGCGACGACGGCAGCAGCGGUGGCGGCGGCGGUAGCAGCGGCGGCUGCGGCAGCAGCAGUGGUGGCGGCGGCGCUGACAGCGUGCCCCCAUCAAACGCGGACUGCGAGAUGGCGAGCAGGCUGUGCGCGGCCAUGGCCAAGAGCUUUGCCGACGAGGAGGCGCGCAUGGCAGAAUUCAGCGAAUUGCUCCAAGAUUACCUCGGCGAGUGCAUCGAGCCCCACCAUCCGAUCCGCGGCCUGGGGUUUGAGACCGACGGGAGCUUGCUCUGCCGGGCCGGCGGGCCAGCGUCUUCAAAGAGGCUACCUGUGUACAUCCAGCAGGUCAAGUUGGAGAUUGGCACAGAGGGCGACCCCUACUUCCAAGGCCAGCGCUACUACCAGCUGUACCUGGCGAAUCCCGAGGUGGCCGCGCUGGUGCAGGGCACGGUGCUGCCUGUGCUGUUCGUGGAGCUGGUGGGGCCGUACCUCCGCGUGUCGGCGCUGGCGUCUCCGGCGGACGUUACCGUGGUGUGCGAGCCGCUGACGCCCUACCUGCACCUGUUCAGCAUGCACCGGCACCGGCCGGACCACAUGAUCUGCGUGGCGCUCGUGCUGCGGGCGCUCAAGAUCGGCAUCGGGCUUCUGAAGAACGCGUGCGGCCAGCUGCAGCAGCCCAUUGCUGCCUCGCCCGCGGCGGCGUGCUCAGCCUCGGCCUCGGCUUCUUCGGCUUCUUCGGCGGGGCCGUCGCCAGGGGCGUCAUCAUCGUCUGCGGCGUCGGCAGGCGGGGAGGCCGCGGCGACGGCGGUGCCGCGCGUGGCAGUGCCGCUGCGCGACCCGUCCCUGCAGCUGCCGUACCCGCUGCGCCCGGAGAAGGGCUUCCGGGACGUGCAGCCUGUUGGAGCUGGCGUGUACAACCCGCUGUACUUCGCUGUGUACGAGGACAGGGCCGUGGCAGUGAAGUUUGCCCACAUGAGCGCGGACGCGAUCCGUGUGCACCGCGCCUGGGCGGCGGCUGACUUGGCGCCGAAGGUGGUGCUGGAGAAGCGGCUGCCGUGCGGCCUGGUGAUGCUGGUGAUGGAGCAGCUGGCGCCCGCGGACGGCUGGGUCAUGUUCUACAGCUUGCCGCCCGAUCUGAAGGAGCAGCUGAACGGCGCAGUGGUGGCGGCGCUGGGCCGGGCGCACACCAUCGUCGUGGACCGCGGCCUCCCGGGCGUACAUGCCGACCUGCGGCAGGCCAACGUCAUGGUGCAGCUGCCGCGCGCGGACACGGCGGCGGGCAGCGGCGGCGGCGGCAGGGGAGCUGGAGGCGGCGGCGGCGAGGUGGCGGUGGGCAGCGGCAUGGGCGGCAGCGAUGGCGGUGGGGAGGACGCGGCGGGCGGCGUCAGCAGCAGCAGCAGCGAGCCCCAGGUCCAGGUCAGGUUCGUGGACUUUGACUGGAGCGGUCUGCAGGGCCACACGCGGCUGCCGGCCUUCAGCCGCAUGCGGCUUCCGGGGUACGGGUGCGGCUGCCAGGUGACGCAGGAGUACGACAUGACCCUGUGGGAGUACGAGCGGGUGUUUGGACCCGCGUAGUGUUUGUGGUGUAGGUCGGGGCUGGACUGGCGGCAACUUGGCAUGCACUGCUGGCGGCGGUAGGCAGCGGCGGAAUGGAAAGGUGCACUUCACGACUCAAGUAAGCGUGCACAUACACCGCUACCAGGGGAAGAUAACUUUGCAGUUAGUGAGAGUGAGUUGCGAAAUGCUGGAAGCUACUAGGAGCCUUCCUGCUGGUUGGUUGACCAAAAGUUGUUAGCACAAUGGUGCUCCGUUUGGGCUAUGCAUGUUAAGCGUAGAUAUUUCGGUACGAAAAGGCGGUUUCUGGGACGAGGUACGAUACUUCUUUUGGCUAUAUGCGUUCUAAGUAUUGUGUCACGGCUAAUCCGCCGUGUUGUGAUGAUGCCACUUCUGUAAGGAAGUAUGACUGAAGAAGUAGGUUUCUUGCUAGCUGCCGUGGUGCGUGGAAGCAGAUGGCGCGCUUGCAUGGGUGUACGACAGCGAUGGCAAAUCGACCCAGCCUAUCAGGGCUGCCCACGCGUUUGUGCUUUCAACUGCCGUUGUGAUUGAUAGUAUCGGGUGGCCAUCCCUCUGCCGGGAUUGUGGCCGCCUAGGUCCCGCCCACCCGCCCGAGGUCGCGCCUAGCGAGUGGGGGUUUGCUUGCGUUUCGUCUCGAGUAGGACAACUAGUUUGGAGGGGCUCUUAGAAGCCGGUCCCUCAAUUAAGGGGGUCAAUCGGCAAUCGAGGUGCAACACUGGGUGCUGUCAGCACAAUCGGCCACUAGUGCAUCUUUAACAUGGGUUGGGGCGUCGGGAUGUGUGGGUCAGGGUUAGGGUUCUUGGUGUGGAGGCGACGUACGGCUGGUUGGCUUCGGCUUACAUUAUCUGCUGUAACGCAUCACGGCAGCUAAAGCAAGAAACUCAUAGGUACUAUCUUGUUGCUUAUUAAGUACCCGCCCGCCUUCCCCGUCCGCGGCCCCGCCGGUUCUCCGCCGGGCCGCCACAGUUUUUUUCCGUCAAUUGUGUUCUUCCGGUAGUUCGUGGCCUUGAGUGUUGCAACCGGCCAUUGGUGCAAAUAGUAAAACCUGACUGACAUGGUUACGUUGCCGUUUUCUCUGGGGCAGGGCGCAGGUUUUGUAGGGCCAAGCCGAGUAGCGGGGCGGCCAGGGUUCGGGAAUGUUGUUUACGCCAAGCCGAGUAGCGGGGCGGCGAGCUAGUAGUGGUGAUGAGGUUAGCGGUUGAGAGGAGGUUGCCGGAGGUUGCCGGUGUAUCGCCGCUGGCGCCGUCAUUAGGUUAAACAUUGUACCGAGUACAAGAAAUUGGACGAAGGCUGAUGACUGCGUCCCUGCUGACAAAGGAAGCUAUUGUAGUUUCAAAAGGGGGGAUCAGCGACUCAGUAUGUCUCUUGUACGGCAGCAUGCCUCCUGUACGGCG